This is a messenger RNA of Erigeron canadensis, 1869 nucleotides long. Its product is annotated as beta-glucosidase 47-like. Gene Ontology annotation, biological process: carbohydrate metabolic process. Bases 84 to 1637 code for a protein of 517 amino acids. Gene Ontology annotation, molecular function: beta-glucosidase activity. NCBI's taxonomy places the organism in Eukaryota, Viridiplantae, Streptophyta, Magnoliopsida, Asterales, Asteraceae. The transcript is spliced from 12 exons. The record is from RefSeq and is a predicted model, not a curated record.
AUAUAUAUCAAUAAACAUAUCUAACAUCUUUGAACUACUAGCUACCUUGUUUCAAAGUUUCAUCUUUCUUGCAACUUAAUAUCAUGGGACGUUCGAAAACCUUGUUAUUGUUGGUUGUACUAGGUGCAAAUUUAUCAUUAUUUGCAGCAUCAUAUGAGUUACAUAACAUUUUAGAGGCCAAUUCCAAUUCAAAUUUAUUUCCGCCAAAUUUUUUAUUUGGAACCGCAUCUUCUUCUUAUCAGUUUGAAGGAGCUUAUCUUGCUGACGGGAAAGGGCUUAGUAACUGGGAUGUUUUUUCACACGAACCCGGCAAUAUUGCCGAUGGGUCUAAUGGAGAUAUCGCUGUUGAUCAUUAUCAUCGGUAUCUUGAAGAUAUUAAGCUUAUGGAAUUCAUCGGAAUAAAUACUUUCCGUUUUUCAAUAUCAUGGGCUAGAAUUUUACCUAAGGGAAGGUUUGGAAAUGUGAAUGUGGCUGGAAUAAAGCACUAUGAUAACCUCAUUAAUGCCCUCAUAGGAAAAGGAAUACAACCAUUUGUAUCCUUGACACACUAUGAUAUACCUCAGGAACUUGAAGAUAAAUAUGGUGGUUGGCUAAGUCCACAAAUUCGGCAAGAGUUUGCAUACUAUGCAUCUAUAUGCUUCAGGUAUUAUGGGGACCGAGUCAACUAUUGGGUCACUUUUAAUGAACCAAAUAUUGUUGCCGUUCGUGGUUAUAGAUCGGGUAUUUACCCACCAGCUAGGUGCUCUGGUUCAUUUGGAAAUUGUAGCUCUGGGAAUUCUGAAAAAGAGCCAUUUAUCGCUGCUCAUAACAUGAUUUUAUCCCAUGCUGUAGCAGUAGACAUUUAUCGCACUAAAUAUCAGGAGAAGUGGAACGGCAGUAUUGGGAUUAUUAUGAAUGCAGUAUGGUAUGAACCCAUAAGCAAUUCCUCACAAGACAGACUAGCUGCUCAAAGAGCUCAAUCAUUCUUCACGAAUUGGUUCCUAGACCCAAUUCUAUUCGGGGAAUACCCUGAAGAAAUGAAGGAUAUUUUAGGAUCUUUGUUACCCAGAUUCUCAAAGAAUGAUUUAAAGAAGCUAAAGAACGGCUUAGACUUCAUUGGUAUCAACCAUUAUACGAGUUUCUAUGCAAAAGACUGUUUAUACUCUACAUGUGAAGAAGGACCUGGCGUUUCCAAAACGGAAGGUUAUUAUCUUAGGACGGCACUAAACAGCAAUGGUCAAAUUGGAGAAUCUACGGCACUGGAUUGGCUGUAUGUUUAUCCUAAAGGAAUGGAGAAGAUGGUGACUUAUUUCAAGACAAGAUACAAUAAUACACCAAUGUUUAUCACAGAGAAUGGUAUUGGCGUGCUAGACCAGCCCGACUCAAACAUCAAUGAUUUUCUUAAUGAUUAUAAACGUGUAGAAUACAUGAAGAGCUACUUGGAUUCUCUAGUUUCUGCAAUAAGGAAAGGAGCAGAUGUUCGAGGUUACAUUACAUGGUCAUUGCUCGACAACUUUGAGUGGGUAUCGGGGUACACAAUAAGGUUCGGACAUUACCAUGUUGACUAUGCAACACUAAAGAGGACACCAAAAUCAUCAGCAAAAUGGUACAAAGACUUUAUUUCAAACUUUACAAGUUUCGAAUUAGUAAAAUAUUAGCACUUGAUGAAUCCACGGGUUCAUUUCGUAUGCUAAAAGCAUGAGAAGUUGCUAAUAUGAUAUGUAUUUGUAAAUAACCUAUUAAUGAAAGGCUAAUUGCCAUCUUUCAUAAGGUAUUUUAGAUUUGUAUUGAAGCUUUUAGUUGAAUUUUUGUAAGUGAAAACUCAUGUAUUCGAGAUUCACUUAUAAGUCUAGAAUAUUUUGCUUAAUACUUAGACACAAAUUUUACCAA